AAAGUAUCCUUGACUGGCUUUAACUGUCAACAAAUCUGAGAAGUGCAAACCAUAACUUGUUUCCAAAUAAACUUUUCGGUUCCUAGGAAGCUUUGUUUAUGGAUAGAACAUUUAUUUUCACUUCAAGAAACUGCACUGAACUGCUCAAUAUGAUAAUUCAAUUAAAACGUCUAGAAACUCUACACUGAAAUAUUAGUGGAAGUGUUUUACUAAUUUAUUUGUAGGAGAUCCGACUUAAUAUGUCCAUUUCAGAUGGUUUCGGUGUCCAAGAACGUCAAUCUCUUUUAUCUAAACUUUUAGAUGCAGUUAAACAGUGUCAAAUUAGAUUUGGUGGAAGAACAGAGCUUGCAACUGAAAAUGACAGCAGAGUGGUGUGCUUAUGUGCUCAAUUUGAAGCUGUUUUGCAGCAUGGUAUACGAAAGACAAAUAAAAGUUUUUUGCCUCUUAGGCAUGUUACUGGUAUGAUGAAAGGCUUAAAUAUAUUGAAUAAUGAAGCUGAACCUGUAUUCUGGCAGAUUGUACGUUUAGUCUUAAAUAAACAUGAGUUUGAGAGGUAUAUGCUUCUAAAGAACAUAACAACUGACAUUGGACGUGGAAGAGCAUGGUUGAGGUCAGCACUGAAUGAGCAUUCAUUGGAACGCUAUAUGCAUAUGAUCUUGGCAGAUUCAGCUCAAAUUAAGAACUUUUAUGAAGAUGGGGCAUUUUUACUGGACGAUGAGAGGAGUAGCAUGUUACCAAUGAUGGCAGCUGGUCUUGGAUCUAUCUUGUUUGCUAUAAGUAUUGAUAAUCCAGAUCUUAAUUUAGUUCGAACCUCCAAUACAGAAUCUCCUGUUGAUAGUACAAAAUAUUCUCCACCCAAAGAAGAAUUUGAGCCUAGACCUGUCAUAUCAAAAUCUGUAGAAAAUGGUCUCGUAAAGAAGAAGAAAAAGAAAAAACGUCCCACAUCUCAAGUAGUUUCAUUUGAUGAUGAUGAUCUCUGUGAUGAAAACAUAAAAACUCUUGAUCUUCUUCCCGAGUCAUGCAGUGCUCCUGCUACUUGUUUGUCAUCUCCUGUCCAAGUUUCUGGAAAUUUCCUUGAAUUCUCUUCUACAUCCUCAUUAAAAAAAUCUAGUAUAGAUUAUACCUCGGUCACUAACACUUGCGAAGGAAAUAUGAAUAUCAAAGACUCUUUGUCCAGUCCUGAAGUCUGUAAUGAAAAUACUGUGAAAAAUAACUUAGAUUAUUCUGUACAGAGCAUAGUUCGGGCUGCCUCAUGUCCUUUGGCAGUAUUGAACAAUAAUUCUGUAGUUGUUACAGACUGUAGUGAUAAUGGUGCUAAUGAAAUUGGUUCGCCAUCUGGUAUUGGUUCACCACCUACUUUGUGUGUACUUCCUGAUAAUUCAGAACCAGGUAAUUCAGAACAAACUACAUUAACACCCAUUGGUGAUUCUUCUGUUGGUGAACUAAUCCCAAUUGUCCAUAAUGAAGAAGGUGCUGCAUCAGCACCUCUUAGGAAGCACGAUUUUACAGAUGAUUCUGUAUCUAUACCAAGUUUUUGUGAGGAUGUAGAUAAUGCGGUUGCUGCACUUGCUGUAGCUCAGCGCCUCCCAUCAUGGUCUGUUUCUAGUAACAAUUCUCAGGGGAGUACAAAGAGUGAGCCAAGGAGCAGGAGUGAUACUUUGACUAUGUCCCCAGAUGAAAUGAGAGAGGCUUUGUUAUCAGUUAUGCAGAAAAAAGAAGAGUUUGAAGAAAAAAAUAAUGCUUUGCGAUGUUUAUUGGAAAGAGAAAUGGAAAUGGCUGCUGGUCUGAGAGCUGAAGUAGAAGAACAAAAGAAAAGCAGUGAAGAAAAAGUUGAAAGAUUGGAGGCAAAAUUACAGACUGUUUCAAGGGAAAAUGAAUUAUUGAAACAUCAAUUAAAGAAAUAUAUUGCUGCUGUACAGUUAUUGAAACAUGAUAGUGGGAAAGUGCAGGAGUUAACUUCGGUAGUUGGUGAAGUUCAACCUCCUAUUCCAGAGCCUAAAGUAUUUAUUGACCAUCAGUUUGAAGCAUCUGAAUAUGAAAAAAAAUUAGUCCAGGUAGCAGAAAUGCAUGGUGAGCUUAUGGAAUUUAAUGAAAGACUUCAUCGCUUGUUGCUGCAGCGUGAAACUGCUAUUCGCCGACUGAAAGAAGAACUUAUUGAUUUAAGAGGGCCUCUUCCAGAUGAUAAUCAGACAUCAGAUGAUGAUAUUAGUAUCACUUCAGAUUAUGAUGCUUCAUCUCAGACAGCAACUUUGAGACCUUUGAUAAAUGUGUGGAUUCCAUCUGCAUUUCUGACUGGGAAGAGUGCUGAUGUACAUCAUGUUUAUCAGGUAUAUGUUCGAAUAAGGGAUGAUGAGUGGAAUGUAUAUAGAAGAUAUGCACAAUUUUAUGCCCUCCAUAAAAUAUUGAAAAAGAGAGAUCCGAUUGUAAAUACUUUUGAUUUCCCACCAAAGAAAACAAUUGGGAAGAAAGAUGCAAAAGUUGUUGAACAAAGAAGGCGACGAUUGCAACAUUAUUUACGUUGUGUUUUGAAUUGGUUACUUCAAACUAAUGCAGAUAUCUCAAACAGUCCAGAUAAAGAGACGUUUAUAUCUCUUUUGCCAUUUUUCAGUGAUCAAGUUAACACCCAGAAGAAGCAGUCUCGAAACAGUCGAGCUCGGCAAUCUGAUAAUUCCUGUUUGAAUCCUGAGCAGUCAGCCACACCACAUUAUACGGGCUUAUAAACUUGACAUUCCACUGUACAUUUGAUAUAUUUUUUUCUGAAAUUAUGUGUUUUUUGUUGCCAUUUUUUAUGUAUAUUUUUAAAAAAUUUAAACAAUAUUUUUAAUCUUGUGUAUAUAAUUGUUGCAAAUGUAUUUAAAUGAAAGCAUCUCUCAAUAUUUAUUAAUAAGCAGUUUAUCUAUAGUUUUAUGAUAUGAAUUCCCCCCCCCCUUUGUGGAAAUUUAAAUUAAUAUGUGGCCCAUUAAAAAUUAUAUAAUUCUAUUUAGUAAUUUGAUUUUUUAUCUGUAACAUAUUCAAAAUAUUAUUAGCUCUGUUAAUCAUUAAAUAAUAGGGCAUAAUGUUCAUGCAAUUUAAUAGUUAAGACGAGUUUAGUAAUAAUGAAAUUGAAAUGUCGAUGAUUUAUUUUCAAUUCUAGUUUCCUUUGUUAAAAUUUUUUGUGACGUAUUUUGAGAUGAAAAACUGUAAAUAUGUUAUCAAUGAUAUACAAUUGAUAUAUAUAUAUGUAUGCAUUUCUUUCUGUGAAUUUGACACACUUUUGUCUCAUAUAACUCUCUAAUCAUUUUUAUAUGAAUGUGAUUGCUAGUCAUGGCUAUAAUUAUUUGAUAAGUCUCAUUAUAUAAAUCAUUCUUUCAAGUUGUAAUUUGAUUGACAAUCAAAAUGGGAUAAAUAUACAGAUGUAAACUUGAAUGAAUAAUAUUUAAUAUAUUCUGCAUAAAAAUUAUGAGAUAUUUUGUAAUUUUUGUAAAUUGAGUUACAAUACUUUUUGUUUUUCAAAAGAUAGAAGCUUUUUAACUUGUUAA
Molecule: messenger RNA, 3518 nt
Organism: Argiope bruennichi
Lineage: Eukaryota; Metazoa; Arthropoda; Arachnida; Araneae; Araneidae
Product: sorting nexin-29-like
Exons: 23
Coding region: 240-2720 (826 amino acids)
Molecular function (GO): phosphatidylinositol binding
Source: RefSeq, a predicted model, not a curated record